AUGUAUCUGUUACAAAUUUACGUUCUGUUUUCGAAUAUAUAUCUAUUUCAUUGUCUAAAAUCACUAUUAUUUAUCCCAUUAGAUGAACGUUUUACAACUCGAAAUAUUGUUCUCAAUUUGGGUAACUUAAUCAAAGAUGAUUAUGAGCUAAUAACACCAUCCCUCGAUAUUAUAAGUCAUUGGAAAUCACCAGCUAACAUAGAUGCUUUACAAACAUGGUUAAAUGAAGAAAUAAUUAAAUCAAAUUGUACAAAUGAAAACAAUAAUAUUUGUUAUAGUUUAAUAUCUAGUGAACUACUAUUCUAUGGUGGUUUAAUUCAUAGCCGAUGUAGUAAUGAUUCAGUUUCAAUUAUUCAAUCUCGUAUUGAACAGUUAAUUAAUUUAAAAAGAAAAUAUUCAUCAUCAUUAAAACUUUAUUUAAGUCAAAUUAUCAUGCGAAUACCCGCCUAUGAUGAAGACUUUGAAGAACCGCAUUAUUGGGCAAUAUAUGGUAGAUUGAUUUUCGAAUGGAGUUUUUACUAUGAUCGAUACACAGUAUUACAUCAACAAUCAGAUUAUGAUGAAAUGAAAGAACGUGAAAAGAAAAUACCAGAAAGUGUAUUAAAUGAAUUUCUGUGGAGAAGACAGCGCAAUUACAAUGUCACAAAUCUCAUAUUAACAGAAUAUUCACAAUAUUUUGAAAAAAUAUGGAUCACCCUGGAUGAUAAUGCUUUGUAUGGCUUGAAUAAAGCAGAAGAGAGAAAUUUGACAGAUUUAAUUAAUAAUAUUUUAAAUAUAACAGAUAAAGUGAAUUUGUAUCCAGGUGCAGAUGAAGUUAGUUUAACAAUGUUAAGUAAAAUUGUUGUCGAUGAUCUUAGUUUAACUAAUAAACUGCGCUUUUCAAUCAUAUAUAGAAACACAUCCACGGUUAACUUCAUACCUAACUAUGAGGGAUCGCCAUUGAAUGAGAGUAUUGUCAAACAAGUAAAUGCUGCUGGUGGCAUUGUUGUGAGUAAUAAUGAUCCAAAUUUUAAUCUGAAUAAUACUGACGUUAUUGUUAUUGUUAACAAUUGGUCAACAAAUGCACAGCAAGAAGCAACACAAACUCAAACAUGUGAAAAUUAUACAACGCUAGAACAAUUUUUAAAUUAUAGUAGUGAAAAAGCGAUUGUAUUGGCUGAUGUUCGAUAUAGUAACGGUGGUGAUUUAUGUUUUGUUGAUUGGAUUUUGAACAACAAAACAACACAAGGACUUUUAAAAUUUGGUAACUACUCUUAUGCGGGUUGGAAUACAAAUGGAAAUACAUUGGGCACGUGUAUUAGUAAUGGAAUGUUAUUGUCAUUAUUUCAAACAAACGUCAACACAAUUAAUCAAAAUAAACGUUUUACAUUGUAUCGUUUUGCAGAAGAUGCCAAAUAUCAGGCAUCGCUAAGACAAAGUUUGUAUGAAUAUCUAACACAAGUAUCAUACGAUCCUACUGACCAUUUAGAUGUCGAUAUCGACUUCUAUUCACAGUUCGUACAAAAGGGUUUACGGCACUACGUACAACAAAUACAAAAGGAAUGGAAUUUAGAGUCAUUAUACUUUCCAUGGAAUAGAACGUUUGAAAUUGGAUUUAGUAUUAACUCUGCAUUGCAGAUCUCUCUCGAUACCUACCAACACUAA
This is a messenger RNA of Didymodactylos carnosus, 1644 nucleotides long. The record is from the annotation of a GenBank genome assembly. NCBI's taxonomy places the organism in Eukaryota, Metazoa, Rotifera, Eurotatoria, Philodinida, Philodinidae.